This is a messenger RNA of Tuber melanosporum (Perigord truffle), 3772 nucleotides long. RefSeq lists its product as uncharacterized. Gene Ontology annotation, molecular function: ATP hydrolysis activity; ATP binding. The transcript is spliced from 7 exons. The record is from RefSeq and is a predicted model, not a curated record. Lineage: Eukaryota; Fungi; Ascomycota; Pezizomycetes; Pezizales; Tuberaceae. The coding region runs from base 312 to 3272 and encodes 986 amino acids.
CACACAUUGGCAUUAAGUUACUUGUUUAUCUUGCGGUGCGUGGCUGAGAUACCGUUGUCGCCUCCUAUCUUCCUUCGUUGAGCUGUUACCUCUUCCUUCCCCCUCCAACACCGGCUAUACCUUGUUAUCCAUCAGCCAUUUCCUCCAUCAUUUUGAAUCCAUCAUUCUUCAUCAAUCUGUCCACCUUUAUUCCCUAUACCUUUCACAUUCCAUAAAUUUCUGUUGCUUUUGUUUUUGUUUGAGAAUUUGUCCUUUUUCGCCACAAGUACGGAAAAUCCUCCCAUCAGCUGCAGAGGGAGCUUCGCGGCAUAAUGACUUCUAAACCUACUUCCCCGGCAGAGGAAGUUUCUGCCAAUGAAACUACUCCUUCCGAAACCUCUGUCACGUCGACCGCUUCCACUGCUACUCCUACCCCUACUUCUACGGAUGGUAGUGCUACUCCCUCGACAUCGCACGAUUCGGCUCCGGGCACUGCUACCGCCUCGCAGUCUACUACAACUGUAGCAGCUCCCGAAAAUGCAGCGGCGAAGACGAAGAAGCCGAUGUGUAAGCACAAGAAGCUGAAGGCAGAGGAGAAAGAAAAGGAAAAGGAAAAGGAGAGGGCCAAGAAGGAGCAAGAGGAGAAGGAGAAGGCGGAAAGGGAAAAAGAUGAGCGGGAGAAGAAGGAGAAAGAGGAGAAAGAAAAGGAGGAUAAAGGAAAAGAGGAUAAGAAGGGUAGAGGGAAGGAUAAAAAGAAAGAUAAGAAGAAAUUGAGAUCGAAGAAGUCGAAAAAGAGGAGUAGGAAGUCGGAUAGUGAGUCGAGUGACUCAUCCUCUUCGAGCGACUCAUCCUGUGCCUCAGAUGACAGCGAUAGCGAUAGUUCCUCAUCUUCCUCCUCUUCCUCGGAUUCGUCUUCAGAUUCCGAACUAGAAAACGAAGCAUUGGCGGCUGCGGUACGCUUGAUUUUAGCCAGAAAGUCAUCAAAGCGACGGAGACGUGAGAAAUUGAAAGCUAAGAAGAAGGCUAAGGCAAGGAAGGAGAAGAAGAAAGCCAAAAAGGCCGAGAGGGAAGCGGCAGCUGCAAUGAUGGGCGAAGGUGGCGAGAAUCCUCCAGAACCAGGCGAGGAGGAGGGGGAUGGAAAAGAGAGAGCAAGUGUCUUGGAGUACAAGAGGGUCGAUGAAUUGUGGGAUAAGAACAUACACGAUUAUACGAUAACCGAUACUGUUGCGCAUACAAAGACCGACAAGUACUCCUCGUUUAUCUUUACCGUUCGCCGUGUCUUCGAUUACGAAAAUAAAUAUGUGGAGACCAUGGUUGAUAUCAAAUCCAUCCUAUUGAAGGAGGCCUUAACUGAGAUCAUCGGUGACGUUAGGGGAGUCUCUCUUGUUGAGGACGUUCCCGAGGUUGAUCCUAAUAUGCUGUUCAACUUCCUCCCCGAAAUGGAGGCCUGGCCUGAAGAUAUUCCUCUGACACCCGAGGAGAUUUCUCAACAGAUCGAUCAAGUCAAGCUCUUGAUUGGGUAUUUGAACACAGAUUACGCUGGUGUUAAGGCUACUUUGUAUCCUCUCCUUGCGAACUCAAUGAUUACCUUCGACUUGUUGUGGGCUCUGCUAAAGCCCAACACUAUGAUGUAUACUACUUGCGCUGGUAGUAAUGAGCCGAGGGCGUUCAAGCUAGAGUACGCCCAGAAAGAGUCUAGUUUUAUGAGGGGUAAAUGGUGGGGUAUUGAGGGUAAAUACCUGGAGUAUGCUGGUAAGGACAGCAAGCCCUCCGAGGCAAACAAAGAAGUAGGCGGUUUCGGUUGGGGUACUAUCAUGGUUGACAUUGAUGGGUUCAAGGGAGCGAGAAAAAUUUCUUCGCUAUCCUGUUAUCCAUUGGAGUAUAGGAAAGAUAAGGACACCAUGAGGGAAACCCUGGUUGAACGUGGCCGCAAAUUUGUUUCAUUAAGAGGAAUGCAGUACAAGAUGCACAAGGGGCUGGCGUUCAUGAAAAAGAAGAGGCAAUACGCCAAAGUUCAUGUCAAAGGGCGUAUCAUGAUUGACCCCGCUACAUUCCGAAGGAUCAAUCCGAAUUAUCUUAUCUCUUCAGUCAAGUCCCGCAACAACGACGAAGAGGAUGAUAAUCAAGUCAAUUUCUUUGAUGCCGAAGGGCAGAAUGGCUCUUCGCCUUCCUCGGAAACCGGUGACUGCACUGACUGCUGUUGUGGUGGCGAAGGGGAGGAGGAGGAGGAAGGGGAGAAUGAGAUACCGGCAGAAACUGAGAAGCAUAAGAUUGUGACAGAUGGAAAAGGGGCAUUUUAUGUGGUCACUGAACAAGAAGCGAAUGAUAAGUCAAUGAGGGUGGAGGCCCUGCCAGAGGACGGUGAUGAAGAGGCGGAGCCUGUGUUCACUGACGAUGAACUUCUUACUGCUUCACCAGUCGUGCUUGGAUGGUCAUUCAAUGAAAAGCUCUGGUUGGAAUUCACUGUUUCCGGAGUUGAGGAAAUUCAGUGGAACGAAAAGGCUUUUGAUUCCCUUGUGCUUGCCGAGGAGCAAAAAGAGAUCGUCAAGGCAUUGGUCGAAUCGCACUCUGGUAAUAACAUCGCAUCUGCCACUAUUGACGAUGUUAUCCAAGGCAAGGGUCGUGGAUUGGUGUCGGUACUUCACGGACCUCCGGGUGUGGGAAAGACUUUAACCGCUGAAGGAAUUGCCGAACUUUUGAAGAAACCCCUGUACUGUGUUUCUUCGGGAGAGUUGGGAACCAACCCUGCAGUUCUUGAGCACGAACUUAACAAGAUCUUGGACAUUGCUCACUCUUGGGGUGCUGUGUUGUUGUUAGAUGAGGCUGAUGUGUUCUUGGAGCGGAGAACAAUGGCUGAUAUGCAUCGUAACGCUUUGGUGUCAAUUUUCUUGAGGCUCUUGGAGUACUUCCAGGGCAUCUUGUUUUUGACCACCAAUCGCGUCGAGACAUUUGACGAUGCAUUCCAGAGCAGGAUUCACGUUGCUCUUCGGUAUAACGAGUUGACAUUCAAGGCAAAGGUAAAGAUUUGGAAAAUGUUCUUGGAGAUGGUUCGUGUCAAGUACGGUGAGGAUGCGCCUGAGGUUUUGAGCCAGGAGGAGAUUGAGUGGUUAGCAAAGAAACACCUCAAUGGCAGACAGAUCAAAAACUCUGUCAGAACGGCACAGGCCUUGGCGAAUAAUAAGAAGGAGCGGCUCCAGAUGAAACAUAUCAGAACUGUUCUGAACGUUGCUGAGGGGUUCGAAAAUGACUUGAAGGGGACUGGCCAGCUAGAUAGCAUGCAUGCGUAUGCUUGAUGGAGGCUGCCGGAAUAGAUGGACAGACGGAAUAGGUAUUUCAAUUGUUUUACUGUCAUGACCUUCUCGUUUGUGGCUGAGCCUUUUCUUCUCAAUUCUCUUCUCAUUAGCGAUGUUUUUAUAAUAUCAUACCUCACCUAUCUUUUUGUAACAUGUUACUAUAUUUUUUUGCUCUGCUUUUUAUGCCUUUGAGGGCGCUUUUUUUUUUCUCUUGUAUUUUUUUCACUUGUUUCUAUGGUUGAAUAUUUCAGUCAUUUCAUUUUGGCUCGGAGCGGGUUACGGUUAUGUUAUGGUUCUGGGCGAUUUACAGGUCAUAAUGGGUGUUAUGAUGUUUUUAUACUGGGAGGCGGGGAUUUAUGAAUUGGGGAGUGAAUAAGAGAGGCAGGGAGAGGAGGAGAGGUGUUUUAGGCAUGGAUGGGGCAGUGUAGAGUAUACUGUUUGGGCGAGCAUUGGUUAGAAGGGGUAGCCUGAAGAAUAGAGAGGCGGCUGGGGAGAUUGAA